AUGUUGGGCUGGUGCCAAGCGAUAGCUCGUAACCCUCACAGACUUCCAAACAGCACAAGAACGCCCGAGGUCUCAGGUGAUGCUUCACAUAACUCUACUUUGAAUGACAAAUCCCCAGGGCGUUCCACAAGUAGAUCAAGUAACAUUUCAAAGGCAAGCAGUCCUACAACAGGAACAGCUCCGAGGAGUCAGUCACGGUUGUCUGUCUGCCCUUCCACUCAGGACAUUUGUAGAUCUACUACAUUGCAUGAUUUGCCAGAAGAUGAGCUUGAACAUACAACCCCUGUUAUGGUGCUGACCCCUUCUAGUAGGGAGUCUGGUAAGAAACAAGUAAAACGAAGGUUUAGGCGGAAAAAAGAGACUGGAGACAAUGAUGAGCAUACAGAAAAGCAAGGAAAGGGGAAGGACUGUAAAUUACAUCCUGAGGCUGCGAGACUGAACUGGAUUCCAUCCGAUUCAUCAUCGUCUUCAGAUGAGAGUCAGUGGGCUCAGGUUAGGAGGAGAGCAAGAGAAAAGAUCAAAAUGCCCAGGAGAGGGAGAAGGAAUAGAUCAUGCAGUACCCAGGAUGGGUCCUCAAACAAUAACACUGUUGAAUUUGUCACCCUGGGGACAAUGGGGAAAAAGAAGCAAGAGGUAUCUGAUCCUGAGAAUCCUGCUUUAAAUCACCGCAGAAGAAGGGUUCCGAGGUUUAAGGAAUCUCAGUCUUCAGCAUCAUCUCAGGAAGCAAGGAUUUCCUCAAGGAAAUGCGGAAAAAGCAAAGGGAAAAGCUACUACAGAGAUCGGCAGUGUGCAUCUUACCUUAGACACAGUAAAGAUGUGAAGGACUGCUUUGCAGAGGGAGGCUCUGGCAGCGACGCUCUGGCAGCCCCAGAGAACGGGGCACCUGCUGGAGCAGGGCCCCGUGUGGCUGAUGCUGUUCACAAGUCUCCAGCGUUAUGUGAUGACUGGUCUGAUGAUUUAGAAGUGUGCAGGAUCUGUCACUGUGAGGGAGAUGAUGAAAGUCCCCUCAUCACGCCGUGUCGCUGCACAGGGACCCUGCGCUUUGUUCAUCAGGCCUGCCUGCACCAGUGGAUUAAGAGCUCAGACACCCGCUGCUGUGAACUCUGCAAGUACGACUUUAUAAUGGAGACCAAGCUCAAACCUCUUCGGAAGUGGGAGAAACUACAGAUGACAACAAGUGAGAGGAGGAAAAUAGUCUGUUCAGUUACAUUCCACGUAAUUGCUAUUACCUGCGUUGUUUGGUCAUUGUAUGUUUUAAUUGACAGAACAGCCGAGGAAAUUAAACAAGGCAAUGACAAUGGUGUCCUUGAAUGGCCAUUUUGGACAAAACUCGUUGUGGUGGCCAUUGGAUUCACAGGGGGCCUCGUCUUCAUGUACGUACAGUGUAAGGUUUAUGUGCAACUGUGGCGCAGGUUGAAAGCCUACAAUAGAGUGAUCUUUGUUCAGAACUGCCCAGACACUGCCAAAAAACUGGAGGAGAAAAACUCUUUGGGCACUCAGAACUCUGAUAUCAAGGAUGCGGUGGUCGUGCCAGUAGCACAGACAGGUACAAACUCUCAGCUGGCAGCUGAAGAAAUGACAUCUGAGGUCAUGCCAGUUUGACAGCGACAGCAUUGUUUCUUUC
Messenger RNA from Rhea pennata, 1624 nucleotides. RefSeq names its product membrane associated ring-CH-type finger 1 (gene MARCHF1). The coding region runs from base 1 to 1602 and encodes 533 amino acids. Lineage: Eukaryota; Metazoa; Chordata; Aves; Rheiformes; Rheidae. The record is from RefSeq and is a predicted model, not a curated record. The transcript is spliced from 7 exons. Gene Ontology annotation, biological process: antigen processing and presentation of peptide antigen via MHC class II; immune response; protein polyubiquitination. Gene Ontology annotation, cellular component: lysosome; cytoplasm; late endosome membrane. Gene Ontology annotation, molecular function: MHC protein binding; ubiquitin protein ligase activity; zinc ion binding.